GGGGACUUCAGAGAGAUCCGUGCUUGGAUUCACAUCGGAGCAGAUACACGCAGAGCAGAGGAGCUCCUCAUUAAGGUUGGUUUUCGUGCACGGGUUUAAUUUCUUAAUGAGCCCAUGAGUCACCCAUCCCUCAGCUGCACAGAAUGAUGGUGUUGGGUGUCACGUCCUGUCCAGAAGAUUCUUUUCUUGGUCCUUGACAUUGGGCACCUGUGGCUGUGGGUCUGGGUGUGAAGUUUGGGGAGGGUGGGAGAAGCCUGGAAGAGGCUCCUCCAGACCCAUUGUGUUUUUGCUGAUAGAAAUGCCAGAAUUGGUCAGUUUGAGGUGCCUGGAUGUGAGCCAGGUUCUAGCUCCAGCUCGGGUUUCCAUGGCUGAAGCUGUUGCAUGCCACUGUGUGCUCGUGGGGCUUCGUUCCCCCCCCCCCAAAAAGGGGGUUAAAAAAGUGAAUGUUCUGGUUCUUUCCACGUGGUUCUGGUUUCAAUUCUGCCUGAAAUGACUGCGUGUGCAGGGGCUGUGCCUUCCAGAUGUCAGCUGUCCCAGACUUUGCCCAUGUCAGUUCCAAGUGGUUCCACCCCUUCUGCUCUGUGCUAUGGUCAUGCAUGCCAUGCUGAGCCUUUAGUGCCUCUCCUUUGAGGUCCUUCCCUCCCUCAGGCCUGGCCUCACCUUAAGCAUUGGUCCCUCCCUCAGGGUCUGCUUUGCUGUGGGGGUCUGUUCCCAUCCUGGGGACACACGGAGCACUGUGACGUUGUGUAGUCCCAGCAGCCCUGUGCUGCAGCAGUGCGUGAAAUCCUAUGGCUGUCACUUCUCCAGCAUUCCUCGCAUCACUGCUUAUGCUUAGGGGGAUUUAAUUACAGUAAAACAAUCUAAAAUCAGUUCUUCCCCAAGCAGUGAUGCUGACAGCGAGCCCUGUGACCUGGAGUGGGGCUGUGGUUUUGGUGGCCCUCCAGUAACACUCGCAGUGAGGGCGGUGUGACUGCAGUUCUGCGUGGGGCUGGGACCCAUUCUGCUUGCUGUAGUUUUGGAGCUGUGGUUUUGGGAUCAUUUAAAGACCCGCAGAUAGGCUUAGGCUCGCUCUCCUGAUGUGGAUGCAGAAUGCUGUGGGGUAGAGGUGAGAAAACCCACAGAGAGAGUGGCCGUGACUCGGUCUCCUCUCCGCUUGGUUUAUCAGGAGCUGUGAUUGUCUGCGUUUUCCUAAUUCCAUUCGGAGUUGAACCUUGGAGUUGACCCCCUGUGGGUCCCAUCCAAUCUGGGAUCCUCAUUGACAGGCAUUAUCCUGGAGCUGCUUUGCCAGCUCACUGCCUGCCCUCCUGCUGCUGUUUGGGGCAGUGCAACGUUGGACACAUGCAGGAAUGGGCUGCUGGGUUGCUUUGGGGCAGGCAGAGCUGGGAGCUGGGGGCAGCCCGCUUUGUUUCCAGCCACAGAUCUUCCAAAGGUGUCUGCACCUCGCAGGGAGGAGCAGCUCCGACCCCAUCCACAUGCCCUGCCAGCUGUUCCCAUUCGCCUCCGCUCGCAGUGCCACCAUGAUGAGACACAGGAAGCUGUGAUGCUGUGGUAUUACCUCCAGCAAAACUCCUUUGGGGAACUGAUUUUUAUUGCUUUUCCCUGCAUGACUUUUGCAAGGCUACAGUGCUGAGAGGUGGUUUUUGUGGCAGGGCAUUAACUUCCCUGAAAUCCGCGGGGUGAACAAGAGGAUGGACAAGCCAGGCUUGGGGUGAGCGACUGCAGAGUGCAUUGUAGGCACCAGGAGCUUGUUUUUCCUGUUCACCACAAAUUAUUUUAAUGAUCUUCCAUGCUUGACAGCCUCCUUCUGCCUGCAUGGUGUGUGUGGGCCGGUUCCUGGGGACAACAUCGGCGUGCAGCAUGCACAUCUGUUUGCUCCCCAAGUGGCUCCGUGGGGUGAACCAUCCCCAAAGCAGCAGAGGAACCACGUGCUGGGCAGAGAUGGCAGCCCUGAAACGCAGUCGUGCGCAGGCCUGGCCCGAGGAGCAGGGCGACCGUGAGCACGGGCUGUACAGCCUGCACCGCAUGUUCGACAUCGUGGGCACUCACCUGACGCACCGCGAUGUGCGCGUCCUCUCCUUCCUCUUCGUGGACGUCAUAGAUGACUAUGAGCGGGGCAUGAUCCGCAGUGGCAGGGACUUCUUGCUGGCGCUGGAGCGGCAGGGCCGCUGUGAUGAGACCAACUUCAGGCAGGUGCUGCAGCUGCUGCGGAUCAUCACGCGCCACGACCUGCUGCCGUACGUCACCCUCAAGAGGCGACGGGCUGUGUGUCCGGACCUGGUAGACAAGUACUUGGAGGAGACCUCCAUCCGCUACGUGACGCCGCGGGCUCACAGCACUGCAGAACAUAGCCUCGGCCACCCCCACAAAUCAGUGCCUCCCCAGCACCCCAUGGUCUGCUGUUCCUCGGCGGGGCCGCAGAUCUGCACCAAGAGGCCCGGCCGCGGCAGGGCCCUCCUCAGCAGCCAGCGCAAGCGCAGGAAGUCGGUGACUCCAGACCCCAAGGAGAAGCAGACGUGUGACAUCCGCUUGCGAGUCCGAGCCGAGUACUGCCAGCACGAGACGGCGCUCCAGGGCAACGUCUUCUCCAACAAGCAGGACCCGCUGGAGCGCCAGUUCGAGCGCUUCAACCAAGCCAACACCAUCCUGAAGUCCCGGGACCUGGGCUCCAUCAUCUGUGACAUAAAAUUCUCAGAGCUCACCUACCUCGACGCGUUCUGGCGCGAUUACAUCAACGGCUCUUUGCUGGAGGCCCUCAAGGGCGUCUUCAUCACGGACUCGCUCAAGCAAGCCGUGGGGCACGAAGCCAUCAAACUGCUGGUCAAUGUGGAUGAGGAGGAUUACGAGGUUGGGCGCCAGAAACUCCUGAGGAACUUGAUGCUGCAGACGGCCCCCUGACGCCCGGUGGGAUCCAAGAUCUUUUUUUUUUUUUCCCCUGUCUUUUUUUUUUUUUUUUCUAAAAGGAAAGAUUUAAAGCCCUGCUGGACUCCCACCGGGUGCUGAGCUGUGGACCCGGUUUGCUGCAGGGAGCACCGGAGGCUUAUGUGUUCUCUCACCCUUCUGUCCUGUCACCUUCUCUCUUGCUUUGUUUUCUUUUUCUCUUUUGUUUUGUAUCCAUUAAAAGAAAAAAAAACCAACCCAAAAAAAGUAAAAAAAAAAAAAAAAAAAAAAAAAAAAAAAAAAAAAAUCCACCUGGGGUGGGUCAGCAAUGGCCAGAGGGAUGCUGGGACAGGGUGGGGUUGUACUGGGAGUUGUGGGGUGGCUGUGCCCUUCUCCUGCCCUUUUGUCAGUGUCCCUGUGGGCCUGGCAGUGGGGUGGCCCUGUUGUCCCCGAUGCUGGAGCCCCGACCCCCCCCCCCCCCCCCCCCCCCCACUGCCUCCUCUCUGGGGUCCUCAGGAGCAGCUCCAGUGGUGUCCCCACGCUGUCCCCAGGACCAUGUGCCUUUGUGUCCCCCUCCCUAUGGGGUCUGGGGGGGUGGGAGGAGGAACCAGUGCUGAGGGACACAUGAGAUCUCUGCCUGUCCUGUCCUCCUAUUGCAGCUGGGAUGAGCUGGGACAAGCUGGGAGGGGGGAGUUGGCCCCAAGGCUGUGUCCUAGGGGGCCUGUUGCCUCUGCUGUCCCCCUUCAGAAGGUCCUGGGGAGAUGGAGAGGAAUGUUCCCCUCUCCAUUCCCAAUUUUGUGGUUUUCUCCUCCACGAGCUGUCCCCCUGUGAGGUGGGCACUGACCCCACAGCUGGGGAGGGGGAUGUGUGGCACUUCUCCACCCCCCUCACCCCCCCCAGGUGACAGCCAACUUUGGCACAACGUGGUGUAAUUUCUGUGACUUCUGUAUUUUUUAAAACUUCAAUAUAACAGUCAUAUUCCCUGUGUAGCUUUCGGUUUUCUUGAAAUAAACAUCUACAGCAGUGCAA
Molecule: messenger RNA, 3906 nt
Organism: Gallus gallus (chicken)
Lineage: Eukaryota; Metazoa; Chordata; Aves; Galliformes; Phasianidae
Product: death effector domain-containing protein
Exons: 5
Coding region: 1813-2895 (360 amino acids)
Biological process (GO): apoptotic process; regulation of apoptotic process; extrinsic apoptotic signaling pathway via death domain receptors
Cellular component (GO): nucleolus
Molecular function (GO): DNA binding; protein binding
Source: RefSeq, a predicted model, not a curated record